Molecule: messenger RNA, 3514 nt
Organism: Haliotis rufescens (red abalone)
Lineage: Eukaryota; Metazoa; Mollusca; Gastropoda; Lepetellida; Haliotidae
Product: serine-aspartate repeat-containing protein I-like
Exons: 2
Coding region: 56-3406 (1116 amino acids)
Source: RefSeq, a predicted model, not a curated record
GACCGCAAAGCGCAACGUUGACAUCAAUAUGUGAACAUUUUGCGAUAGAGAAACGAUGUUUUGGACAUAUUAUCAUCAAGCUAAAUCUUUCGACAAGAAGUCGGAAUUUUCAGAACCCCCGGAAAUGCCUGCGCCUUCUCUAGCGGAGCUUGCAGAUAAUGUUACUCAAUCUUGGUCCGAAGGGGCCAUCAACUGGGCAGCUGUACAUUGGGAGAUCGGGACAAUCGGACUUGGGAGGUGGGGCCAGCCGUGCCUUGAAUGCUAUAAAACAGUGAAGAACACCCGUGAGUACCAGAGGUGGAUCACGAAGAGGAAUGAGACAAUGAGCAAUCACGAACGUCUGACCUGCAACAAUGCCUCAGGCGUGUCCUCAACGUCAACAGAAUCCACCCGUCUCCCACCCAACUGUAACACAGACGGUGCUCCAACUCUGUCCAGAUCACAGCACCACGACGGCGGCAGCGGAGGAGGCAGUGGUUUGGGUCGUCACUGCAGAAACAGAGGUGUCAUGCUCAGCGAAGGAUCACCUUCAUCGAGGGUUAGAGCUCGUGGACCAGAGUCUGAAAACCAUCAGUCAGUCCUCAGCACCUCUGGCCUGGAGGAACUGGAUGAGGAAUCAGCGACAGGGGCAUCAUCUGCUGGAGGAUCAGCACCGCGUCGUCGUUCACUCGGGGCAAAAACUAGGAUUGUUAAUUUAUCAGACCUGUAUCCCGGAUUUUCAAUCCCAGAAAGCACUCUUCUGCAGUCGUCGACUCAUAUCGGAGCUGGCGACACAAAUGCAGAUGGUGGUGAUGUUUACAGAUGUGAUGUGGUACAUGAUGUGGUGAUGUCUAUACUCCGCAGUGUGUGUGACGACACGGAGCAGUGCAAGGUGGGUAAAGAUGCGACAGCAGACCCUAGUUGUUUGGCGGAUAUCUCCGAGGCUGAAAGGGAGGCUUCUCACACCGUGACAGUGUCUUCAUCAAUUGUUGGAAGUGCCUCCUCUGAAACAGUGUCUGACUCUACAGCUGAGAGUGAAUCCUCUUACACACCACCACACGAAUCUAUAGCUGAUCUUGAAUCCUCUGACACAUUACCACCUGAAUCUACAACUGAAAGUGAAUCUUCUGACACAAUACCACCCGAGUCUUCAGCUGAAAGUGAAUCCUCUGACACAAUACCACCCGAGCCUCCAGCUGAAAGUGAAUCCUCUGACACAAUACCACCCGAGCCUCCAGCUGAAAGUGAAUCCUCUGACACAAUACCACCCGCAUCUACAGCUGAAAAGGAAUUGUCAGUGCUUGUCUCUACAGCUGAAAUUGAAUUAUCUGACACAGUGUCUGAAUCUCCAGCAGAUGCUGAAUCCUCUGUAACAAUUACACCCGAAUUUACAGUUGAAAGUGUUUCUGAGAGAGAGGCUUCUGAUAAAGGGCCUAUCUCUCCUACUGAAAGUGAGCCCUCUGAUGUAAAGACGAUCUCUGAAACUGUGAUGAUCACUAAAGCUGCAAGUCAGUCCCCUGACAAAAUGUCUGUCGCGAUAGUUGACGAUGCACUAGAAUCCGAGCAGGCAUCAUCUUAUCCUCCCUUGUUAUAUCGUGAAUACAUUGACGUGCUUGACGCUGUAUCUGACGAACAUGACGACGACGAGUCCAGGGUCGAGCCUGAUAAUGCCCAAGCCCACACAAAUUCCCCUGUGGACUUUCCAGACGAAUCAUCCAGGGACGGCCAUCGCGCCUACCAUCACACAGAACACGUUGUUUCAAUUGAGACAGUCAUACUCGAGCUGGAAAAAAGUCGAGCAGCUGCUGAAGCGUUCCAUAACACUUCCCCACAUACGUCCUCAACCCACAGUGGAACUGUCUCUGUGAUGUUCGGGAGAGAUGUCGACCCCACUGGUUCAACCAGCCAGGAAGAUUCUGACGAGUUUGAAAGAAACUCAGAAUGGCCAGAAGCCACGCUAUCCGUCUCUGACAAAACCUACAGCGAGGACGAUGUGGUGUCUUGUCCUCAACGAUCACCCAGUCCGCUAGAAGCUUCUGUGGGUAUCCUUCAGCUAUCCUACUCCUCGCCUUGCGUGCUGCUGACAAGUCCGUACAGAGCAGGUCCUCCUGAUGGUGGGGAAACUCGCCCCGUGGACCAGGGGCUGGUACAGGGUAAUAAUUCAAGUGCAUCUUCAUCCUCAUCAGAGACUCCGAUUGACAAACCAAGUGGGGAUGCUUGUGAACUGUAUGCUUCCGAUGGGUCUUUCGUGUACGAUAGCAAUGACGAUGACGAGUAUGAUGAAUCUGAUGCGGAUGAUGAUUAUGACGUCGUAGCUGGUGAUAAUUCGGAUAAUGGUGUGGACGCUGACGACGAUGCCGAUGUCGAAGUUAAUGCUGUCAUUGAUGACGAAGGGGAUUCUGACAAGGUUGGCCGCACUGGUUCUCUUUCUGACCUGGAAUCUGCUGUUGGUAUUGUUGAUACCUACGCGUGUGUUGAUGACUAUAAUAAAGUUGAUGAUGACGUUGAUGCUGACAUUGAUUCUGACGUGAUUGCUGCUGCAAUUGUGGAUUUCAAUUCUGAAGCUGAUUGUGAUGCAUAUGCUGCCGUUUCUGCUGAUACUGAUCCUAACGUUGAUCCUUACGUUGAGUCUGACGUCAGUGGUGAUGCUGUUUCCGACGUCGAUGUUGUAACUUAUUCUGUCGAUGCUGGAGUUGGCGCUGAUGGUCGUGUCGAUGUGAAUGCUGACGUUGAUGCUAACAUUGAUACAUACGUUGAUUCCGACGUUGAAGCUAGUGUCUGCGUUGACCUAGACCUCGAACUUUGUGCUGACGUUAGAGCUGGUCCUGCCUCUGACGUCGAAGAUGAUAACGAUGUUGAAGCUGGUGCUGCUUCUGACGUCGAUGCUGAUGUUGGCGUUGAUUCUGCAGCUGACGUCGAUGAUCUGGUUGUUGCUGGUGUUGAUACUGAUGCUGUGUCUGACGUCAACGUUCCUACCAGCAGUGAUGAUGGUGUGACCAAUACUGGCGGUAUGGAUGAGAGAGACAACAGACAACAGCAACAGCAACAGUCUGUUAUCAUCACCAACAUAGAAGGCCCCGCUGUAGUGAGCGGCGUCUCCGCUGGAUGUAUUUCAUCCACCACAACCAGCUCCAGCGCAAGCGGAAACGCACAUUUCCUCCUUGACAAGAGUUGCACGGAUUCGGAUCUUGACAUCAGUGUUAUUUACCUUGACAGAGAGUUAGAAGAUCAAUACGAUCGCGUCUAUGUAGACACCAUCGCAGAUAAUCCUCCGUCGGAAAGUAGUAGCACCCAUACCCUACGAUUCUCGUCUCUAAUCUCAGACAGCGACUUUGAGGUUCCUUGUCAGGGCCAUCCGGCAACGUUCUCCACCAGUAUCCCAUCCCGAAAAUCGCCUGGUUUGAAAGAAGGCUGCUAUGUUUCGUAAUUAUAAAUUUGUUAAAAUUGAUAGAUUUUAUGUCUGUGGAUAUAUCUACAUUUAAUAGAUGCCAAUCUUACACGGAUUUAGAGAGAAUAAACAUAAAACAGAAUUCCC